UCUCGCGGGAAGAGCGGCGGGUACGGCUGUGGCUCUGUCUCCAGGCUGCGCGCGGAGCGGGAGGGCUCUCCUCACACAAGCGCUGCCUCGCGGAGGGUUUGGAGCUGCGGCAGACGCAGGCCUGGGCCGCCCCUUCUCUGCCGCCUCCUUCUCUUCCUCAGGGUUCCCCGGUCCGCUUGCCCUACGACGCUGCCCAGGUAUGGUCUGAAUAUGCGUUGCUUGGCAGCUCGGGUCAACUAUAAGACUUUGAUUAUCAUCUGCGCGCUCUUCACUUUGGUCACAGUACUUUUGUGGAAUAAGUGUUCCAGUGACAAAGCGAUCCAGGUUCCGCGGCACUUGAGUAGUGGCUUCAGAGUGGAUGCCUUAGAAAAAAGAGCGGCAGCGUCUGAGAGCAACAACUAUGUGAACCACAUGGCCAAGCAGUCUGAGGAGGCCUUCCCUCAGGAACAGCAGAAAGCACCCCCUGUUGUCGGGGGCUUCAUUAACAAUGGGGCAAGCAAGGUGUUAGGGCUCAAAUAUGAAGAAAUUGACUGCCUCAUAAAUGAUGAACACACAAUUAAAGGGAGACGAGAGGGGAAUGAAGUCUUUCUUCCAUUCACCUGGGUAGAGAAAUAUUUUGAUGUUUACGGAAAGGUGGUUCAGUAUGAUGGCUAUGAUCGGUUUGAAUUCUCUCAUAGCUAUUCCAAAGUCUAUGCACAGAGAGCCCCUUAUCACCCUGAUGGUGUGUUUAUGUCCUUUGAAGGCUACAAUGUGGAAGUCCGAGACAGAGUCAAGUGCAUAAGUGGGGUUGAAGGUGUACCUUUAUCUACGCAGUGGGGACCUCAAGGCUAUUUCUACCCAAUCCAGAUUGCACAGUAUGGGUUAAGUCACUACAGCAAGAAUCUAACUGAGAAACCCCCUCACAUAGAGGUAUAUGAAACAGCAGAAGACAGGGACAAAAACAGCAAGCCCAAUGACUGGACUGUGCCCAAGGGCUGCUUUAUGGCUAGUGUGGCUGAUAAGUCAAGAUUCACCAAUGUUAAACAGUUCAUUGCUCCAGAAACCAGUGAAGGUGUGUCCUUACAACUGGGGAACACAAAAGAUUUUAUUAUUUCAUUUGACCUCAAGUUCUUAACAAAUGGAAGUGUGUCUGUGGUUCUGGAAACGACAGAAAAGAAUCAGCUCUUCACUGUACAUUAUGUCUCAAAUACCCAGCUAAUUGCUUUUAAAGAAAGAGACAUAUACUAUGGCAUCGGGCCCAGAACAUCAUGGAGCACGGUUACCAGGGACCUGGUCACUGACCUCAGGAAAGGAGUGGGUCUUUCCAACACAAAAGCUGUCAAGCCAACAAGAAUAAUGCCCAAGAAGGUGGUUAGGUUGGUUGCGAAGGGGAAGGGCUUCCUUGAUAACAUUACCAUCUCUACCACAGCCCACAUGGCUGCCUUCUUCGCUGCCAGUGACUGGCUGGUGAGGAACCAGGAUGAGAAAGGCGGCUGGCCGAUUAUGGUGACCCGUAAGUUAGGGGAAGGCUUCAAGUCUUUAGAGCCAGGGUGGUACUCCGCCAUGGCCCAAGGGCAAGCCAUUUCUACAUUAGUCAGGGCCUAUCUCUUAACAAAAGACCAUAGAUUCCUCAAUUCAGCUUUAAGGGCAACAGCCCCUUACAAGUUUCUGUCAGAGCAGCAUGGAGUCAAGGCUGUGUUUAUGAAUAAACAUGACUGGUAUGAAGAAUAUCCAACUACACCUAGCUCUUUUGUUUUAAAUGGCUUUAUGUAUUCUUUAAUUGGGCUGUAUGACUUAAAAGAAACUGCAGGGGAAAAACUCGGGAAAGAAGCGAGGUCCUUGUACGAGCGUGGCAUGGAAUCCCUUAAAGCCAUGCUCCCCUUGUACGACACUGGCUCAGGAACCAUCUACGAUCUCCGGCACUUCAUGCUUGGCAUUGCCCCCAACCUGGCCCGCUGGGACUAUCACACUACCCACAUCAAUCAACUGCAGCUGCUCAGCACCAUUGACGAGUCCCCAAUCUUCAAAGAAUUUGUCAAGAGGUGGAAGAGCUACCUUAAAGGCAGCCGGGCAAAGCACAACUAGAGCUCAGAACCAAAAUCCUACGUCAGCCUCUGCUGUACACAGAAACUAGAGUCUCUAUGUCAGCAGAGCAUAGGCACAUUUUAAAAGGUUGUAUACUAGGUUUUUGUGGAUUACAUCAGUGAUAAAUGAUCCUUAAAACCAGUCUUCUGAGAUAAUUGCAUUCCAUGGGUUUAGUGUUUAGACUGUCAUUGGCAUUUAGAGCAGAAAAGUGUUUAGUCAGUGGGCUGAAUGAAGAUAUUUAACUUGGCCUUGCUUAUCACCCUGUUCAGUUCCACAGCUAGUCCAGUUCUCUCGAUUGGGGAAAGACAACGGUAAGUAGCUCUUAAAUGGCCAGCUGUCCAGCACUUGUCUGAAGACUUAGUAUGGGGCUCUUUUAAAAUGUGGUUAUUUAUGUUUAUGUUGAAAGCAGACUUUAAAAAAAUAAUGUGCUAAAAUACAGUAAAUAUGUACUUGUAGCCUGAAUAGUGGACUGUGUGCAACUUUAAAAAUGAUCUUUCUUUUCUAUAAAUUAAUUUCUUAGGGAUGGAUGAGCAUUUGUUGCAUUUGUUCAAGUUGUUAUAUAUGGAGAAUAUUUUGAAUUUAUGGUUUGCUUGAAGUGUGUAAAUUAAAAACACAACCAGUGUUCAGGCUUCACAGUUAUAUAAUGUAAGCACAACUAAAAUGAAACUUGUUGACUGCACAAGAAAUUACAAAACAGAGCAAAAAUGUUAUCUGUUUUAUGAAACGAUCUACAAUCAGUAAAGAUUUGAUAAUCAGUAUACCCCUCCUCUACCCCCAUUGUGGUGGUUUCUUUUUGCCACUAUCUCAAAUUUUGUAUUUCAUUUCAGACUACACUCGAGAGUUUUGUCUAUUUGGGGGGGACAUUUUGGGAACAUUUGGGAAAUUUUACUAUAAACCUAAAUUUGUGGAGGAGGUAGUAAUUUUAAUAAGUCCACUACCACUGCCUUUCCAACAUUCUUUUCCCCUUUAAAGAAAAAUAUUAGGUCAGAUAUUAUAAGGCUUGUAGCAGAUUUUUUUCCUACUUAGAUCAUUCUUGGUCUACAGCUUUCCAAACUAUUGAUGUAUACAAAAUACAUAGUUUUUGUGUAAGCGUUCCAAACUUUUCUGUAUCAGUGUUUUUUCUUUGCAGUUUUUAAUUUUAAAUUAUUUCAGCUCUUGGAUAAAAGUGAUGCUACUAUAUUAGCUGUACAUGUGUAAUCAGACCUUUAUUUUGGUUUUUAUAUCUCACAUACCUCACAUAAAUAGGCACCAUAGCCCUCAUACCCUGGGCAGUGUCUGCUCUAGGACUUAGGCAGUAGGUCAGAACUGAGGGAGGUUAAUUUUGCUGUCUCUGUUUUAGUGUGUGACAAUACCUUAAAUCAAUACAAUAACUUAUACAGAUUGGAAAUAUGAGAUCCCCUACUUUCAGAGGACUGAGUCUGACACAUGCAGUGCAGUGUGUGUGUGUGUGACCUAUAUGAAAUGCACAUCAAGAGCGAGGUGGGCACCUCCCUGCCCACUGCAUCUUGACUGAACUCAGCCUACCAACACCACUCAGAAAUGGGAAAAUGCAUACAUGCCUUUGUGCAAAAUAUAUGUUAUAUCAGCAGCCGGAACAAAGACCUACAACUGACGUGAAAGUGUUAGUCACUAAGUCGUGUCCAACACUUUAUGACCUCAUGGACUGUAGCCCACCAGGCUUCUCUGUCCAUGGAAUUCUCGAGUCAAGAAUACUAGAGUGAGUAGCCAUUCCCUUGCUCCAGGGAAGUUUCCCAACCCAGGGGUCGAACCUGGGUCUCCUGCAUUGCAGGCAGAGUCUUUACCAUCUGAGCCACCAGGGAAGCCCAUGGAAACUGGCUGUGGAAAAGUAAGUUGAAACUCCCAGUUUAUAUGACCACAAGUCAAUUUUGCCACAACACAACAGUUGUGGGGUGUUAGGUUUCCCCCUAGCUGUUGACCUUUGUAGUCUUCAUACGUUAGAUGUCUCAAUAAGAAUAUCUAGACUCCUUUUUUAAUUUUAUUUUCAGCACUCAAAAAUAAACUUUCUCCAGUCUGGAAAUCCUUUUUACUCCAUUGUAUUUGUUAUUAUUUAGAGCAGUCCAGAUUUCUGCCUUCUGUUUGCAUACUGGUACUUCAGAUUGAGGGAAUCAGUGAAAACAGUAUGGUACUGCUUCUGUGACAAAUAUCAGUGCCUUAACAAUGUGGCUGUCUUUUCUCACUGAAAAUAGAAAGACAUUUUGAUCUAGAAAUGGCAUUGCAAUUUCUUUGCUGUUGGUCUCAUCCUGCCUUCCAUGUUGCAAUAGCAACUCGAUUUUUCCUGUGAUCCCAGGAUUUUCAGAGGGUGAGUUGAACCUGUAGUAUCCCUGGCAGUACAAACCAGUGGUUCUCAAACUUUAGAAUGCCUCACAAUCACCUGGGAGCUUACUGAAAUACAGAUUCCAGAUAUCCAGUAAAUCUGCCUGUGAAGCUUGGUAGUCUGCAUUUUAAAAAUAAGCAUUCAGGUAAUUUUGAGGCAAAUGAUCUGAGGGACAUGUGGGGAAACACUGCCCAAGACCAUCCAUCAUUUUUGUUCCUUAACACCUAUGGAGUUUUCUAGGGUCUUAAAUCAUGCAAAAUGUUUAGUCUGAGAUUAGAGAGAAUGGGGAAGGUAUUUUACCAUUUUUAAAAAAAUUCUUUAAAUUUUUCCUUGUUCCAAGAUUAUGGGUAUUAGUUGUUUACACUUACCUUGAGUUAGCUUUGAUGUUUAAAUAAAUCUGUUGCCACUUCAGUUAUAAAACCAGCCAAAAGUUCCCAGAUAAAGGUCAAGUUUGACCCUUUCAGAGUUACUGUACAUAAAGGCUUCAUCCAAAAACCAUCCAGUGUACGUGAGCAAAUACAAGAAAUGGCACACAAGCACAACUCUCCAGGCGUGGCAGUCCUUCUUCUUUGGAGGUGUGCAGAAGUCUCCCUGAAAGCUGCUAUCUUCGCCCCCCUUGUGGUUGUUUUCUCGUCUCCCCACUGUACGUGCGGGCUAUCGGCCGUGUGUGAAAUAUGCAAUAAGCGUUUACGGACGCCCGUCUGAGGGCGGCCCGGUGACGCUGCACAGACUGCGGUCCAAGCACAAUGUGCACACGCUAGUUUUAUACGCAGCAAGACUUGAUUUUUUGCAGAUGGAAAGGUAUUUUGUUUCUAUACAAAGUAAAUGGAUUGUUUGUGCUUAAUGUAAAGCUGCUUUAUAUAAUUGUAAAAUAAAGUUUUUAUCUUAAAAGAACUAUA
Cervus elaphus (red deer) is the source of this 5298-nucleotide messenger RNA. RefSeq names its product glucuronic acid epimerase (gene GLCE). The coding region runs from base 211 to 2064 and encodes 617 amino acids. NCBI's taxonomy places the organism in Eukaryota, Metazoa, Chordata, Mammalia, Artiodactyla, Cervidae. The transcript is spliced from 4 exons. The record is from RefSeq and is a predicted model, not a curated record. Gene Ontology annotation, biological process: heparan sulfate proteoglycan biosynthetic process. Gene Ontology annotation, molecular function: heparosan-N-sulfate-glucuronate 5-epimerase activity. Gene Ontology annotation, cellular component: Golgi apparatus.